GUGCGGAGGAGGAGGCUGAAGUAAAUAAAAGAUUGAGAAGUGACGACAGUCUGCCUGGGGUUAGUGCGAUCUGCAGGCAGUGCCGGCACAAGUUCUCUCUUAGUUCAGGUCGGUAGGGUAGAGCGCGAGUACGUACGGGGGGGCACAGUGCAUGUACGCCUUGGACAGACCUUCACAGAAGAGAGUGGAGAGCAGUUAUUCAGUUCUACUUUGUCCCAGUGAAAUUCUUUCUUACCAAAAAGUUUAGGUCUCACCAUGUUACCGUUUGUUUGUAAUUUCUCUCCAACUACUUACCUGGCAGUUCGCCUCUGGAUUUAAUUUAGAUGUGCAGAAUGCCUACGUCUUAGAUGGACCGGCAGGAAGUUACUUCGGAUUUUCUUUGCUCUGCUCAACAACACAUCCGGUGCCUGGUUGAUAUCUGGAGCUCCACUGGACCAGGAACAACAGGGAUCUAGCGGAGGGCUGUACAAAUGUCCACUUCUGCCUUACACUGGAAAUAGAGAUUGUCAGAAAAUAGCACUAUCGCAGACAGGAUAUGGACCUGGAGGAGUGUUACUUAUUGGCAGCUCCAUGGACAUGCCUACUGUUCUCAAGGACAAAGUCGUGUACUGUGGCUACCAAGCUGACCCUCGAGCUGAGCACGAAUCUAAUGCCACCAUAUACGGGAUGUGUUACGAGUUGAUGAAGGAUUUAGACUACCGCCGGUCGUCUCGAAUAAAUCCCAUGACACUGGGCCGUGGUCUUAUCGCGGACAAAGAUGGACAGUUCCUGCAUGAGGAAAAUGAUGCCAAAAUAUUCUAUUUCCCAAUCCACAACAGUGAGGGAAACACUAUGAUUGUUGGUACCCCGGCUUCCCAGAAUGGAAAAGGUGCUAUCGUAUUGUACCGUGGUAACCGUCGACUAAAGCGAAAGGUGUUCCCGGAGAGAGAUGGUUUUGCAGGUUAUGCCUUGUCAUCCGGACGUCUUUUCCGUGACCCAAGACUAUAUUACCUGGUGGGAGCCCCAGGAACAAACUCAGGCAAAGGAAAGGUUUACAUCUUGGGGGAUAACUUUGACGUCAUUAAGGAACUGUCUGGUGACCAGGACGGUAGUUAUUUCGGCGCUGCUGUCACAGUAGUUGAUCUGAAUGGUGAUGGGCUUGACGAUAUUGUUGUCGGUGCGCCUUUGUACAGUUUAAGAAAGGAAGAAGGAGCUGUUUAUGUCUUCAUUAACAAGAAUGAGAAACCCUUUGAGAGGUUUGACGUUCGCCUUCUGGGUUCCGGAUCACUUGGAGCGAAGUUCGGGGCUGCCAUUGAGAACAUUGGAGAUAUGAACAGGGACUCGUACGAGGAUAUUGCCGUAGGAUCACCAUUCGAAGAUGGUGGCAAGGGAGCUGUUUACAUAUACAACGGUCAUGCAAGUGGUAUCGGUCUUGACGGCCAGUACUCUCAGCGAAUUACUGCCAGGGAAUUGUCCAAUGAACUCUACGGAUUCGGAAUGUCAUUCUCACGAGUGGAUGAUAUCGAUGGUAACUCUUACAGAGAUCUGGCGGUGGGAGCUCCCCAAUCUGACUCCGCAGUGGUGUUCCGUGCCAGACCCGUGGCUGACCUCCAGCCUCGAUUUCGUGUCAACCCUACCGUGAUUGAUCCAAAGGUGAUGAACUGUCGCCACGAUGACAAUAGAGCCUCCUGUAUCAGGAUCGAGGCGUGCUUCGUCUUCAGAGGAUACAACCUUCCUCCUUAUUUAGAUGUGGAGUUCACUCUAGCCGUGGAUACUCUGAAGUCGGACAGCCGUGUGAAACUUAUCGUCGACGACAGACAGAAUAACGGCACCAUUCGUGUGUCUAGUCGACGGACAGCUUGUAGUAAAUACAGCGCUUUGGUUUUGCCAGACACCGAGGAUCUCUUCACUCCCGUCUUGUUCAAUUUGACAUUUGGCCUUGCCCAGGACACGAGGGCAGCUAGCACUGAGGUCACUCCUGUACUCUCAGCAUUCCUGGACAAGUCUAGUUCAUCAGAGCUCCUCUUUAAACGUGACUGUGGGGACGACAACUUGUGUCACAGUGACUUGGUAGUGAACAUGGGGAUGGUGUAUCCAAACGGAAAGGACUACCUGUUAUUGGGUGCCCACGGCGCCGUCCGGCUACAAAUCAACGUGCUCAACAGUGGAGAGGCAGCCUACCUGUCCAAUGUUGUCAUCAGUUAUUCGGAUAACGUUGAUUUUCUCAAAGACCCCAGAAGUCCGUAUCCCUGCGAGCCAGUCAUGGGGGAAUUCAUUGAAGCCGACAACCGGUCAUCGUCCCACAAGAAUACCAAGCAGAUCGUCUGCCAAACCAACAAUCCUAUUAAGGCGAAUGAGGAGAUAGUGGUUGUGGUUGUAUUUGACGUAAGGCGACUGACCGCCAUGUCUUCUCCUGUCCAGUUCUCGGCAUAUGCCAGGACAGCUAGUGACGAUACGAAUAUGGCCAAUAACUUCCGAAGAUACAGAAUGAACGUUAAAUAUCAAGCUGUAACGGAGUUAUCCGGUACGUCGGUGCCAGGUGAGUUCUCUUUGGUGCGUGGUGCACCAAAGACAGAUGCUGGCGUUAGGAAGAUAUCCCACGCCUAUGAGUUGGUGAACUCUGCCACCGAGGUUCUGAAACGGGCCACGUUAUGGAUCACAUCCCCCCUUAGAAACCUUACUGCUGAGCAAGUAGCCGUGGACCGUGUUCAGGUUGAAAGCAGCGAAGGGGGCAGAGGAAAGUGUAAGCAGAUCUCAAGUAAUCAAAAUGCCUCUGUCGCGGACGGAAGAGACGCUGACUCGAGAUGCCCGGAUUCCAGUUGUUUGACAAUUCGAUGCUCGGUAAAAUCUCUGGAAGCAAGUCAAACCAUUCUGUUCACGGUAGAUAUCGUCCUGGUUGAUGGAAUGGAAAACGACAUCAAGGCGGAUCAAAUCAGUUUAGAGACAUCAGCCAUGGUCACGUUUCCAGAUGACACCAUGUUUGUACAGACAGAACGCUCCAGCAAAGAAUUCUCGCUUUCCACACCUAUUUCCAUAUCGGAUUAUGUGGCACCGGAACCCGUGCCAGAGGAGAAACCAGAACCGGAACCGACCGGUGAACCCAGUCCUGAAUCCGAGGCCGAAUCAAAACCUGAAUCUGAUGGAGAACCGGACACUGGGGAGACGGCACAUGCUGAAGAGGGAAGCAAUUCAACAGGGUCCGCCAGCACAUGCAACCCAAUCAUUCCACUUCUAGUCAUUCUCACCUUUUUCUAUCAGAUAUUCUUGUGAUGAACCCGGCGUAGUCAAACAAUGGAAAUAUUACGGAUUGAUUUUAAGAAAAUGGGAAUUACGAGAAAAGAUGAACUGUUGGUUGUGCUUAUUUAAAGUGGCGACAAAAUCGAGGUAACCAUGAGGAAUAUGACGUGGAAACAAAUACCACUGAUAAACACUGCCAAAGAUAAUGUCUCCAUAAAUGAUACUGAGUUAGAAGACUGAGGGCAUGUAACACUUACCUGUAACAUAUAGAUGCGAGAGCUUACCAUGACGGUCUUAAGAAUGUUUAGAUACAUAAAGUUCGAUAUCAGAACUAUAUUCACUGCCAUUUAAUUUGUUAUCUUGACAAAAUAAAACGGAACAAAACAUCCACAGUCGAUAUGUGCAUACAAUCAAAUCAACGUAAUAUUGUAAAGAAAGCAGUGUGGUUUCGUUGGGCUUGUGUAACUUACAUGCAGUGAAUAUCUUAAUAUUUCUAUUCAUUGCCAAAUCACAGUAGUAAGGUGACUUGGUGGCAUAUGUUUUCUCCGACGCUUCGUUUUAUUGCAUAUAAUCACCAUUAAGUAACUAAAUUAACUCGUAUUAAGUAAUAAGAUUUAGAUAGGAAAGCAAGGCUACAGUGUCAGCACUUCAGAGUUUAAUGGUAAUAGAACUUUCUUACCCAUUAUACUGGACUAUACUGUUUUGUAUAUACAUGUAUUAGUUGCCAGUUUGUUGGUAUAUGGGUUCGAUUAAUAUAUACAAUGCAAGACCUACUAAAGCAUAUGUUCUCAAAAAGCAAAAACAUGUAAAGAAUAAAGGUACUGUAACUGGUGACUUAGAACUUGUAUUAUGCCUCUUCUAAAAGUUCGCCAUUGAGAUUCAUAAGUGACCAAUGUGAAAUGGUUUCUGUGAAAAAGGAUGAUAUAUCAAGUUCUUCAUCCCCGAUAGACCAACUUUUUUUUUUAUCCAGGUCAUACUUGGACUAUUUAGUUCUGUGCCUUUGAAGCAGUGUGCUUUUAAGCAAAGGUAGCUAGAUGUUAUAACAUACCUGUACAUAUGUUUUAUCAAGAAUUGAUCCUAUUAUUGUAAACAAAAAAGUUCGAUCAAGGGAUAUGUAUUAUGUAUCAGCGUGAGGUACAAACAAAAAUUCAGCGCUAAGCUUUGCAGUGUGACCAAGCGUUUUACUACCCAUUUUCUAUCGUGGAACAUAUUUAUAACAUUUCUAAAAUACCAUAUGGAAGGCUGUUCAUGACAGAAUGUAAUUUUUUUGAUUAUUUUUAACUGCGUUUAAUUUCGUAUGUUACUUUUUUAUAUAUAUGUCUGAUUAUAUGCUAUUUGUUGUAAUUGAUGGGUUAUUUUUCUGGUACAAUAUUCAAUUAGCUUCUUGAAUGCUGGCAUACCAUUUAUAAUUGUGGUGUAAACUGUAGUUGUUUUAUUUUAAUCUAAUUUAUGGUGUUAUUCCCUUGUCUUUGUAUAGUUGCUUUAAAACACUACUUUUCGAAUCGUACUUCUGUAACGCUUUUCUCAUAUAUCCAUGCCAUAAUCCUGUGUUAUUGUGUGAUUGGUACAAAUUGCUCUUUCACACCGUGUGUUAAAUUGAUGCUGUAGGGUGACAAUGAUGCGGAUUUGCUUCAUUCACGUUUUUCUGUUGAAAAAAAAAAGAAUCAAAAUCGUUAUGGAACACUUGGAAUAACAACUAAUUUUGUGUCGGAUGUGUCGGCAGUUGGUGUUGUUAAGGAUGAAAUUUUGGUAGCGUGUAUGCACUUUGCAUAGUGUGUCGACCAUAGUUCUGAUGUAUAUGUAAUGUAGAGACAAGGCUUUGGGAAAGUGGUAUAUACAAAUUCAACAAAAUCACAGAUGAACGCAUAAAGUUGUAUUUAUUCAUCAUCAGAUAAAAGCAAAGGAUAUCAUCAUCUCUGAAGUUUAAAUUCAUUUCAUUUUUGUAAGAAUUAUAUUAUCACGAGUAAUUUGAGCAUACCACUUAACUAGGCCUAUGUCGUAGAAAUAGCCCUACAAAGCAGUCACAAGAACUGAUUUGUAUGUUUUAAUAACACCAAUAACUACAUAUGUUACCAGUACCGUCAUUUAACGUCUUUGUCACGUUGGGAUUGCAGUGAUUGUUGCAAUUUUGUUAAAAUGUUCAGACUGCUUUGUAAGGCUAGGCCAAGGUUUUAUAAUUUAACGUGUGUUUAUAGUGGAGGUAUAUAUACCAACCAUCUUGUUUCGGGGAUAUUAAAAAAAAAAAACAGACCACAUAUAUUUAGGACUUGUAAUGUACAUAGUCUUCCGUUCAGAUUGGGUGAUUCUUUCGGACGGCCGAAAAUCUGAAUGAAUUCAAUGAAGAAGUACCAUCUGGAUAACACUUCGCUUUCUGGGAUUUAGCGAAACUUUAAAGAUGGCUAAACUUCUGACCUCGGUUUAACAAACAAGGUUAAGAAUUGGUUUCACACGGUAUAUCUAGUACCAUUAUUAUUGCUGUCUAUAAGACUGACGUGAUUUAAACAUGUAUAUACCAUGAAUAUACAAGGUCAUGUGGGACUAUCGUGCAAAAUUCAUUUCUCCAGCUUGAAAUAAACUGAAAUC
Messenger RNA from Liolophura sinensis, 5799 nucleotides. Its product is annotated as integrin alpha-4-like. The record is from RefSeq and is a predicted model, not a curated record. Gene Ontology annotation, molecular function: integrin binding. Gene Ontology annotation, cellular component: integrin complex; external side of plasma membrane. The coding region runs from base 571 to 3249 and encodes 892 amino acids. The transcript is spliced from 21 exons. Gene Ontology annotation, biological process: cell-matrix adhesion; integrin-mediated signaling pathway; cell adhesion mediated by integrin. NCBI's taxonomy places the organism in Eukaryota, Metazoa, Mollusca, Polyplacophora, Chitonida, Chitonidae.